AUGAUUAAAAUUACUAAGCAUUUAAGGUUAAGAUUAAAUUAUUCAACUAUUUUGGAUGAUCAAUCCAAAUUUUAUAUAAAACCAAUAGAAGGAUUUGAGCUUAUAGAUUUCAGUGGAGAAUUUUUGAUUUAAAAAGAUGGAAAACUGAAAAAUAAAUUGUUGUAAUUUUCUUAACAUAUCCUUAUCUAUUCAAGAAAAGUAAUGUCUAUAUCUUUUAUAUAGAAAUAUAUAAAUAUAUUAAAUGCUACAUUGUUAGUAAUUUUCGAUAAAAAUAAUGAAAUUGAAGGAUUAAAACUUACAAAAUCUGGAACAUCUUUAGAAAUCUAUUAAAGACCUCAUAAAUUGUAUGAAUAUAUUAGAAAAUACUGUAUUUAAAGAGAAAUAUCUGAUAGAUAUAAAAUAACAUAAACAGUUUACUAUGGAAGCAAUGCCACUGUAUGAAUACUUUAAUAUUCAAUAGUUUCUUAAAUUAGAAUCAUCAUUAGAUUCUAAUGUUGUAUAUGUAGCCAAAAUAUAUGAAAAAUAGAAUUUGAUUUCUGAAGAAUAGAAACAGAGUCUUAAGAAAGAAGUUUAAAUUCUUAGAACAAUAAAUCAUAGCCACAUUUCAAAUUUAAUUGAAAUUUUUGAAGAUGACGAAUUAAUAUUUUUAAUAUAAGAAGAAUUAAAAGGAGAAAGUUUACAAACAAUUUUAGAAAAGCAAUAGAAAUUUGAUGAAAAUUAAAUAAAAUAAAUAAUGAAACCUUUAUUUGAAUGUGUUUCAAAUUUGCAUGACAAUAAUAUUUUCCAUAGAGAUAUUAAACCUCAAAAUAUAAUAUAUAGAACAUAACUUGAUUAUACAGAACCUUGUUUAAUUGAUUUUAGUUUAGCAGAUUUUUGGAAUAAAAAUGGUAGAUACUUAUUCACAAGAUGUGGAAGCAUAGGAUAUGUGGCACCAGAAGUAUUAUAAGAUAAAAGAUAUGUCUUAAAUAUUGAUGUUUAUAGUUUGGGUAUAAUAAUCUAUAUUUUGGUUACAUUAAAACAUCCUUUUGAAGAUUAAGAUAAAAACAGAAUGAUCCAAAAAAAUUAUCAUGGUAAAAUUGAUUUUACAGAUGUUUAAUGUUCUUAGAUUCUUAUGGAUCUAUUGACUAAAUGUUUAGAAGCAGAUUACACUAAAAGAUUAAAUUGUAAAGAAGCAUUAAAACAUUAAUUUUUCUUAAAUAAAAUACCUAAGGUUUUAUCAUUCAAAAUAAAAGAUAAUAGAAAACCAUCUUUAAUUAGAACUCCUAGAAGUUAAAAUAAAUAACAUAGUACAAGUAGAUUCUCUAAUGAUUCUGGAAAUAGUCUAAACUUAUCAUAAUCACCUUCCUCAAUUGAUAGUGAUAGACAUUCCUCCAGUAAGAUUAAAUAAAAUAAUUUAUUACCAGAAAGUAAUAAUUAAUUUUAUUUAUUAAGUUAAUAUUUUUCGACCUAAAUCUAAAUAUUUUCAAACAAGAAAAUCUUAAUAUGAUCCUUCUACCAACAGAAUUGAAUGA
Molecule: messenger RNA, 1511 nt
Organism: Paramecium pentaurelia
Lineage: Eukaryota; Ciliophora; Oligohymenophorea; Peniculida; Parameciidae
Source: the annotation of a GenBank genome assembly